Messenger RNA from Sphaeramia orbicularis (orbiculate cardinalfish), 1770 nucleotides. RefSeq names its product RAB23, member RAS oncogene family (gene rab23). The coding region runs from base 497 to 1204 and encodes 235 amino acids. NCBI's taxonomy places the organism in Eukaryota, Metazoa, Chordata, Actinopteri, Kurtiformes, Apogonidae. Gene Ontology annotation, molecular function: GTPase activity; GTP binding. The record is from RefSeq and is a predicted model, not a curated record. The transcript has 7 exons.
UUGACGUUGACUCUUGCAUUGCUGUCUUUCGCUCUGCUGCUUAGCAACAAACAUUAGCGAGCUAGCUAGUUGCCUGGUUAGCUAUUCUCAUGCGCAACGUAGGUUACGUUAGUUAGCUCGAACGUUGGGUUGUAGAUGCACAGUUAUGCGUUUCCAUCCAGGAGUGACAGUCAUUUUAAUCAGUUUUUGAAGUUGCAAAGUUCGGGACAUUCGAUUCGUGUGUUCAUUUCCUAGAUAACACAAACGGUCGGGGAGAGCGGUUGUUUUUGGGAGAAUCUGAAGAAGGCUAACUCUAGCUAGGUAACCUUAGCACCAGAGUCACUAUACCAUUAGAGUCUCCUUUUGCCUCUGAGAACCGCGGAGGGAGGUUGUGGAUAUGUGAUUGUGGGUUAGCGGACUGGUUAGCUCAUCUCAUGCUGACAGCAGUCACUGGAUGCGUUGCAAAGAUAUUUUACAGGCAGAGUGGAAGUGAGAAAACAAACCAGACAUCACCACCAUGUUGGAGGAGGACAUGGAGGUGGCCAUCAAGGUGGUCGUUGUCGGCAACGGAGCUGUCGGCAAGUCCAGCAUGAUCCAGCGUUACUGCAAGGGCAUCUUCACCAAGGACUACAAGAAGACCAUUGGGGUGGACUUUCUGGAACGGCAAAUACUCGUGAAUGACGAAGAUGUCCGACUGAUGCUGUGGGACACUGCUGGGCAGGAGGAGUUUGAUGCCAUAACCAAGGCCUAUUAUCGAGGCGCCCAGGCAUGUGUACUCGUCUUCUCGACCACAGACAGGGAGUCAUUUCAGGCCAUUGACAGCUGGAGGGAGAAGGUGGAGGCAGAAGUUGGAGAUAUUCCCACAGUUUUAGUGCAGAACAAGAUUGACCUGCUGGAAGAGACUGUUAUUAAAAACGAGGAGGCCGAGGCUCUAGCCAAAAGGCUUAAGUUGAGAUUUUACCGCGCUUCAGUAAAAGAAGAUCUAAAUGUCAACGAGGUUUUCAAGUACUUAGCUGAAAAGUAUCUCCAACGACUCAAACAGCAAACAGCAGAGGAGACUGAGGUGGUCCAUUCGACAAGCAAUAAAAUAGGAGUUUUUAACACUACAAGUAGUAAUAUGAGCAACCAGAGCUCCAGCAAUGGCAGAGAAGUCAUCACUCUGAGACCUAACAAACAAAGGACCAAGAAGAGUAAAAAUCCCUUUGGAAGCUGCAUCCUUCUCUAGAUAGAACAUUUAAUUUUAGUGACUGAAUAGUGUUUUUAAGACUAAAUUGGUUAUUGUUGUAUUCUAUCGAGGUAGCCACAUUUAGAGACCAAAGCCCACAAAUACUGGGAAAUCCAACUCACAACUUCUCUAGUAAUAUGUUGUAUCAUAUAUCUUUUUUUUUUUUCUCCCCACUUUGGUUGAAUCCCCUUUUGAUACAGCCUUCUAUGUUGCACACACAUUAUCUGUUAACAUUUGUACACUCUUAGGUCCUCCUUGUGGUUGCCUUAAGUAACAGCAACAUCUGAGGGUACGGUGAAACUUAAAGCUGCGUAUGAGUUUCGUCACUAAUUUUUCAUCAUAUCUGUAAAACCCGAGUCAUAGCCUAAGUAUCAUGAAUCCGUAAGUCUUUCCGGGAUUACGCACCUGAAUCUCUUCCCUCAAGGUUAGGGAUGUUAAUCGAGUGUUCCGAGUAGCUCAAUUCCUCGAUUGCCUGCCUGCUUAACGAUUCUGCUUAUUGAUUCCACCUUCGCUGCGCAUGCGUGAUGACGUUACACGCACGCCGCAUCGUUUUGGUCAGAACAUAG